AUGUUCAGGAUAACAUUGUUUAUAUUGGUAACACUAAACCCCUCCUCAUGAUUAACUGUUAUAUUAAUUAAUGUAUCAUUUUUUUAUUUUUUACAGGCGUAGCGGUAAGACGUGCCAGGAUUUGGCCGUUCAGCUGGACGUGUUUGACGAGCAGCGGGAGAACGACGAAGCUCAGAACGCAAACCAGGGGGUUGAUCUCAACUCCCACCUAGAAGUAUUCUAUGCCAUUCUCAACAGGGUUGCAGACACUCCGCAAGAGAUACCAUUCCUGAGUAUCCUGCAACAUCUGCUGAGGAUAGACCCAAAGGAACCAGUAAGUGACAUAGUGUGGGACACGGCGGAGCGGCUGGUCCACCGGGCUACCCUGCUGGAGUCGAGGGAGGACGCGACCCGACUGCUGAGGUCGCCCAGCCAGAAGCAGCUGGCCUGCCACCAGCUGGGGAGCAGGAAGGCCAGCCUCAGCACCACCGCAGCCGCCGCAGCGCCGCCUCCGCCGCCCCCACCCGCGGUCCCGCCGCCGCCUCCGCCCCCGACUGCUCCGCCACCGCCGCCGCCGGCCCCCAUGGCACCGCCGCAGCUCCGGCCUCCGCCUCCCGCCGCGCCCUCUGUCAGCCCCGAACCUCAGGAGGCGGCCAAUGUCAAGUUACUGCCUCAGCAGGAGACACCCACCCCCAAGACCAAGAUGAAGACCAUCAACUGGAACAAGAUUCCAAAUAACAAGGUUGUUGGUAAGCACAACAUUUGGUCCGUUGUCGCUAGAAAUCACCAAGGUUCGCCAAUGGCUGAUUUGGAUUGGUCUGAAAUGGAAGGUCUGUUUUGUCAACAAGCGCCUGCCUCGACACCCUUAACUGCUUCCCCCAGACCUUCCAGGGAUCAUUCUGAUUCAAAGAAAAAAGAAGCUGCAGAGAUAGCCUUACUGGAUGGCAAAAGGAGCUUGAAUGUGAAUAUUUUCCUGAAGCAAUUCCGAAGUUCAAAUGAAGACAUUAUACAACUGAUCAGAAAUGGUGAGCACGAUGACAUUGGUGCAGAGAAGUUGAAAGGUCUUCUGAAGAUUCUUCCAGAAUUAGAUGAACUUGAGAUGUUGAGAAAUUUUGAUGGAGACAAAUCAAAAUUAGGAAAUGCUGAAAAAUUUUUACUCCAGCUGAUUGAAGUACCUAAUUAUAAACUAAGAAUUGAGAGUAUGCUGCUGAAGGAAGAAUUUGCUGCAAACAUGAGUUAUUUGGAGCCAAGCAUUAAUGCAAUGAUUGUUGCUGGUGAAGAUCUAAUGAGGAAUGAAUCAUUGAGAGAAGUUUUGUAUAUGGUUGUGGUGGCCGGGAAUUUCCUGAAUUCUGGUGGAUAUGCUGGAAAUGCUGCUGGCGUAAAGUUAUCAUCAUUGCAGAAACUCACAGAUAUAAGAGCCAACAAGCCUGGAAUGAACUUAAUUCACUUUGUAGCAUUGCAAGCUGAGAAGAAACGUAAAGAACUUCUUCGUUUCCCUGAUGAUAUGGCGAUACUGGAAGAAGCUACAAAGACAACUAUUGAGCAGCUUCUCAAUGAAAUAAAUGCCUUGGACUCAAGAAUAAAAGUGGUCCACAAACAAAUAGACUUGCCCACUACUGAGAAAGAAAUUAAAGACCAAAUGGCUGAAUUUCUCAAAAUAGCCGACCAGGAAGUAUCAGGGCUGAAGAAAGAUAUGGAAGAGCUUGAAUCUGUUCGGAAAUCACUCUCUGAAUUCUUCUGUGAAGACCCUGGCGCCUUCAAACUUGAGGAAUGCUUCAAAAUAUUCCAUGGGUUUUGUAAUAAGUUCAAGCAAGCUGUUAUUGAGAAUGAGAGAAGAAGAGUUCAAGAAGAACAGGCUGCCGCCAGAAGGAAACAGAGAGAAGAGCUCGCUGCAAAGAGAAAAACCUUGGGAACACAAGGAUCAAAUGGCUCAGAAUCAGAAUGUAAUAUUGUUGAUUCCUUACUCUCUGACAUAAGAUCUGGUUUUGCUCAAAAAGGCUCUGACAACAGAGUAAGGAAGAUUGGAAAUGGUAUGAUGACCUCCGAGGAAGACAUCUCCAUUAUGGGAUCUCCUGCUCUUUCUAGGAGAAGGCUUGGUUCAUUUUCUUGUGACCAGCCACCCAGCAGUGGGCGUGAAGAUACGUAUUCACCUGACAUCACACCCACUGGUAGCCUGAGGCGUAGGAGGAGUAGAGUACCUUCUGAGGAAGAUGAAUCAACCUUAAUGGAUUUCCUUCGAGCAUCUGGACAUGAUGGAUCAAGGGAAAGAAAGUCUUGGGGUAGUUUGGAUCGGUCCUGGGCCAGGCGUGCUCGAGGUGGAGGAAGGAAAAGGCCUGAUCUGCUUACCGCAGACUUUUCUGGAGAAAGGGAAAGACCAACAUCACCAUCAACACUACCUACAACACCCGAUGAGGAAUGUAAACCCAAACCAUGGAAGCAAAAAAUUGAAGCAUGGUUAUCCGAAAACGAAAAAGAAGACAAGCAUAACGAGGAGAUACGAAGACGACCGAGACGAUUCCAAGGUAAUAGGCGGUCGCUCGAAGCUGAUUCAGAGAGCGAAGGAAGGAGUGGUACCUUGGAUACAUUACCUGAAGGCAAGCUCGCAGAUGGAAGUUUGCAAUACAAGAGAGUGUACUCUGACUGGAAACCAACUAUUGAUAAAACAGAUGUUGUUGGUGCAAUGGAAGCUAUAGCUGAAGUGCAACCACAGUCUCCAGUAAAAGAUAAAUCUCCUUGGAGAAAAUCUAACCUUAAUGUACCUAACACUUCAGAACAGACUGAUCUUGAUGUGCGAAGAUUGAGAAGGUUGAAAUCUCGGGGUAGUAUGGAUGCUGUGCCACCUUCCAGUCUUCAGUCUAUCAAUGAAGAAGAGAAGAGGAAGGAAGUAAUAAGAACCCUUGGUGAAUCCAUGUCACCUGAGGAAAGCCUACCCAUUUAUAUUCGUUGUCCCACUGAGCAGCAGCAGCCUCCCGAGCAACCUAUUACCCUUAAUAAAUUCAAAGGCGGAAAAAUGAGUCCAUUAUUAGCCAGAAGGGUAUUUCCAGAUAUGGCUGAUCGAUCGCCUGAAGAACAAAAUUUACCCCCUUUUGCACCCAGGAGAUCUCGAAAGCCUGAAAUUUCCGACAAAGUAGAAAUAGAUUCUGACAAUAUUGAAACACCUCCAGCUGCUCGCAAAGUGCUUAGGGACCAUCAGCGUUGUUCUAGAAUGUUAAAAGAUGAAGAUGUGAAAGAAGAAGAAGAAUCCCCAUUGGGAGAUGGACAGUUUGAUCGGUUUGCAGCUUCCAGGAGAACAUUAAGGUAUAGGAAACCAGUCGAAGAAGAAACGCCCAAGAGGCCAGAGGUGACAUCACCUGAAUUAGUACCUGAAACACAAGUGAUAAAACCUGAAACUCAACAAGCUCAAUCUAUACCUGUUGAAAAACUAUCUCCUAAAGAUAAGGAAUCACGUUUGAAAAAAUGGCAAGAUAAACUGAAAAGUAAGAUUGAAAUAGAUCCAGAGGAAGAAGCUAUAGCAAACAUCGAAAAAUCUAGCGAGGAGCUACAGAAGUUGUCCACAUCAGCAACUUUACCACGGUCCUUCAGGAGAAAUACUUCUGUUGACCCAAAGGAUGUCCUUGAGGCUAUUGGGAAACAGUUGAAAGAGACAUCUGAAGCAGAGAAACAAUCAGAAUCAAAAUCAGAUGAUUGUAAACUAAGUGAAGCCAUAAAUAGGCUCUCAGCUUCAUCAACUUUACCUAGAUCAUACCGAAGAAGAACUAACAUAGAUCAAAGUGAUGUUGCCAAAGCAAUUAAAAGGUUUAGCUCUAAUCAAGAUGAUUUCGACAAGUUAGCUCCUCUUUCACAAAGCUCCCAAAGCAACCUGAAGACUGAAGGACCUUCAUUGAAGAAUAAUACAACUCCUCAACAAAUUUCAGAUAGUAAGUCACCAUUUGUUAAAAAUGAUUUCAUUCCUGAAAUUAAAAUUCAUGUAAAUACCCCAGGAAAGUGCCGAAAUGAACAUGAUUUAAAUGAUGAAGGAUUUGAAGAAACUCAGAGUUUAGUUUCUGAAACACCUAGCCAAGGAGCAUCUUCUGGAAAUUUUGAAGGUGACUUUGUAGAUGCUCCAAAGCCCAGGACAGAGUCAAAGAAACUUCUUAGAGCUGACAGCAGUGGAAGUGGAGAUACAAGUAGUGGUGUAAAUAUGAAGGAAUUUAAAAGAACCUCUUCAAUGAGAUCUCCUACUAGUUCUGAAAAGAAAAGUGUCAUCCCAAGGCGGUCUGCUAGUUUAAGGAAAUCUGAUUCUCAGUCCAGUUUAACAAGACAGCAAAUCUUAGAUAAGAAAACUCCUUUAGCAAAAACUGAAAGUACUCCUGCUCAAAGAAGGAUUUUAGCCCUGGCUAAUAAACAGAAUUCAAAACCUGCUGUUUUAAAAAGUGAUAGUAAUAUUAUUCAAACACCAAAGUCUUCUGCACCUUUAAAGCAACCCCAGAAGGUUGUCAAAAGCACUGCUCCUAACAAAUCACCUCAUUGUGUUCUACCCAAGAAGAAGGUUGAACGCUCCAGUUCCAAGAGCAGUUUAAGAAGUUCAAGAAGUUCAUUGAACAGUGCAGCAUCAGUAAGCACAGUGCGAAAUGUCCGUCCAAUUCCUGAAAUCAAAAGUUAUACAAAAGCCAUUAAAAAUCUUACCUCUGAACUUAAAAAGGAGGUGAAAAAACCUCUUGGGCAAAGCCAAGUAAGGAGCAGCAAACCGACUGUCCCAGCCAGUAGGAGUAGCUCCAGUGGAAGUAGUAUAGGACCUGUGGUACGAAGGCCAAGGGUAGCUUCUGGUGUCAGCACCAGCUUCAAGGAAAACCAGGUCAUUGGUGCUCCACCAGCGAGCAGCAGUAGUGGUGAAAGCAUUAAUGGAACGGUCAAAAAGUCCGGUCUCAGCUUCAUGAGGCCUACAGCGGCCAGCGCAGCCAAAGACUCUAUCGAUUCUGUCAGGCAUCGGGCCACUCUUAGAUCUAUUAAAUAA
Nezara viridula (southern green stink bug) is the source of this 4972-nucleotide messenger RNA. The record is from the annotation of a GenBank genome assembly. Lineage: Eukaryota; Metazoa; Arthropoda; Insecta; Hemiptera; Pentatomidae.